Amphibalanus amphitrite is the source of this 3165-nucleotide messenger RNA. RefSeq names its product octopamine receptor beta-2R-like. Gene Ontology annotation, cellular component: membrane. Gene Ontology annotation, biological process: adenylate cyclase-activating adrenergic receptor signaling pathway. NCBI's taxonomy places the organism in Eukaryota, Metazoa, Arthropoda, Thecostraca, Balanomorpha, Balanidae. The transcript has 2 exons. Bases 693 to 1766 code for a protein of 357 amino acids. Gene Ontology annotation, molecular function: octopamine receptor activity. The record is from RefSeq and is a predicted model, not a curated record.
GGUGCGCCGCGCGCCGACCCCCAGCGUCGGUCCUCCGUCGGAUCCGACAUUCGGCGCCCAGUGGGCGGACGGUGAGCGGCGACCAGCGGUGGACGGUGAGCGGCGACCGGGGGCGGCGGCGGCGGCGGAGGCGGCGGAGGUGACUGAGACGCGCGGUGGCGGCGGUGGGGGCGGAGCUUUCGUUGACUGCCGCUAGUAUGCUGCACUCGGUGGAGCGGUGAGGAACGCCCUGUGAAACUCGCAGCCCGCGACUGUUACUUGACCCACCGAGCGUCUCGCCGGCGCGGCAGUCUCAGGCUCAGCUCGCCCUGCCCCUGAGGUGUCAGAUUCAGUGACAAUUCGCGGCCCUCGGUGCGAUCUGAAGAGGCCGGUGAGAGACACCUGCCCAGUGGCCGUGCAGUGCUGAAGGAGAGGGUAUGUCUCCCGGGAGACAUUAGUGAAUAUACGAGACCCUGGAACACUGAAAGGACAAGAGCAACGAGACUGAGGGACAGUCCGUUCGUCGUGAUACGUGCUACAGUUCUUCAAUCGUCGAUCAUGGAACGGUGUUCUCCGUGAAACUGUCGGGCUUCAGCUGCUGACGGAAUCUCAGUGUUCUACAGCACUCCUGAGACGCCUGAGGAAGGCCGGACACCUGAGAAACUGGGCGGAGCCGGCGAGGAAGGACAGCCGCGGCACCCGAGUCCCGCGGCAUGGAGGUCAACGGUUCGGCGUCUAACUCGAGCACGCUGGGCGUGGCGGAGACGCCCGGCUACCUGCUGGUCCUGAAGGCCAUCUCGCUCUGCACCAUCAUCGUCAUGGCCGUGCUGGGCAAUCUGCUGGUGGUGGUGAGCGUCUACCGCUACCGCAAGCUGCGCAACAUCACCAACUGCUUCGUGGUGAGUCUAGCGAUCGCCGACGUGCUGGUAUCGCUGAUCGCCAUGCCGUUCAACGCCAGCGUGGAGCUGUCGGGCCGCUGGAUGUUCGGCCACGCCAUGUGUGAUGUCUGGAACUCGGUCGACGUGUACGCUUCCACCGUCAGCAUUAUCCACCUCUGCUGCAUCAGCAUCGACCGCUACUACGCCAUCGUCAAGCCGCUCAACUACCCGUUGGUCAUCACCGAGAGGCUGGUGGUGAUGAUGCUGACGUUCGUGUGGGUGUUCCCCGUCUCCAUCUCCUUCGUACCCAUCUUCCUGGGCUGGUACACGACUGCCGAGCACCAGCUGUUCAGAGCCGAAAACCCGCACGUCUGCAAGUUCGUCGUCAACCGUCCGUACGCAGUCAUAUCGUCCAGCAUCUCGUUCUGGAUACCGUCGACCAUCAUGUGCGUCAUGUACUACUUUGUCUACCAGGAGGCGGUCCGGCAGGCCAAGUUCCUCUACAAGAACGCGUCGGCAGCGAGUCGCUCGCAGAUAGCCAUGAACGGCACCAUCUCGCCGAGUCGCAAGGGCCCACUGGAGGGCGAGGACCGCGCCGGUGAGACGGCGCAGAAGAUCCGACACGAGCACAAGGCGGCGCGCACACUGGGCAUCAUCAUGGGCGUGUUCGUCCUGUGCUGGCUGCCGUUCUUCACCUGGUACAUCACGGUCUCGCUGUGCCGCGAGGCGUGCCCCUGUCCAGACGUGGUGGUCGUGGUGCUCUUCUGGAUCGGCUAUCUCAACUCGUGUCUGAACCCGCUCAUCUACGCCUACUUCAACCGCGACUUCCGGGACGCGUUCAAACAGACUCUCCAGUGCGUCUUCGAGCCCUGCUGCGCCAAGGCGGCUGCCGAACGCAGCAGCGUCUGAACGAGGACGUCUGAAGAGGUCUGAGGACGUCAGGAAAACUCGUGAAGACGCCGGCAUCCCGCCGCACUGCACCACGCUGCGGUGUAUGAAACUGCCGACUGAAACAGACUGCUGUCAUUUGACCAGUCUGGACGGGAAGUCGCAGCUCAGAUACAGGGCACAUCCAACAGGUCGACCCUGGAGCAGAAGUCCAAACUCAUGGUUCUGACGAACUUACCACCACACCGGCAACAUUCGAUGGUGGCAACGCGAUCAUCGGGCGUGUCGCUAACAGUGAUAUUGGUUGAGCGGCAAUGACUCAAUCGGUGACAAACACUGGCGACAGCAAAGAUCAAAGCAACUAUGAAAAUGUAACCAGUAUUGGCACACGCGGCAGGAGUGGAAGUGAGAACGAUGUGGUGACGGUAUCCGUGCCAGUUACGCGCCAACAGUGACAUAACCCGGUGGAAAAAAAUAGAUCCCUGCUAAGCUGGCCAGGUCAAGGCCACGCCAGUUGUCUAUCAGCUGUCAGCUGCCUAUCAGCUAUCAACUGUCACCCGAUGUCAGCUGCGGCCAUCGUACUCAAAACUGCUGCUAGGCUGGCAUCAGUGACCGUCCCUUCGAGCUCGUGCGCGUCUCCGAGCCCGCAGGGCGCGACUUUCUCCAUACGCUGACCGGGAAUGUGAUAGAAACGCUCAAAGUGACCGCGACCACAGCGCGCUGGUCACCUGUCCCGUACCCCAACUGUGGCGGACCGGUCCGCUGCGUUCAUGUGUCCCGUACUGUGUGUACCCUGGCUUCCAGCUUGGCUGGUGUGCUGUGUGUGUGGCGAGAGAGGAGCGAACUGCGUCAAACGACGGGUCUAGAUGUGAGAUGUGUGGAUAGGUAGAAUGGGAAAGACGGCCAUAUUCGUGUGGCUUUAUGGUGUGUUAGGUAGGGUAAGAGAGGUAGAAGGGUAAAGGUAUUGAGGAUCAAAAGGCGUUGAUGUUUUGAAACUUGUAAGAGGGUGGUAGAUAUGUGUACCUUUAUAGGUCAUUCUGUGUCGAUGGUUAACAAUUUUAUACUUAAGUUAUUAUAUCUUAAAACAUGCAUGUUUUAUCAUUGAAAAUGUCAAACAAUUGAAUAUUGAAACUUUUAGAGAGGAAAAAACUGAUUUUAACACAAACGAAAUCACGGAAGCAUUUGAAUUUACUUUCGUAGGUGCAUGUAAACUUGCUUUUUUAUUAUUCAAUUCAGCUUCUACUGUCAACGUUAUCAGCUUCAUAUAAAUCGUAUUGAAGGAGUAAAGGAGACCAUGGCUGGUAUUCUAUAGUUAACCUAAAAAGAUGUAUUUACUGUGACAGAGAUUGCAGCUGUAUUUACAUGAAAUGUGCCGCAACGUUGUGAAACCGAAGUCCAUAAAUAUAUAAUAGCAAUGCGA